UAGAACAAUCAUUUACCAAUGCAGAGAUGGAUGAACUAUCCAAUCCAAAUUCUCUAAUGCUAGGAAAUAACCACCAGCACACAGGAAUACUCCAAAGCCAGGCGUAUAUCAUAGACAAUUGAUUGAUCCAAAAGUCAUCAGUCCGUACAUUUAAAGAGGUUGAUGAAACGGAAAAUAAAAAAAUUCCAGAUGAAAGGGAAAAGAAGAACCAUUCAGAACAUAUUAAUGAUGCUUUAUUCUGAAGCCUUCCAAAGAAAAUCAAGUCUGGCAAGAGUCUACUCAGCUCUUCUGAAGCGAUAUGACUGAUGAAGACAUCUUCUGGGGGAGACGAAGAGUCUUCGAAAUUGCACUCGAGAAGUAUGAUUAAUCCUACACGCUGAUUAAGCUUAACUAAUUAUUCCUUAAAACUUGAAGUUAUUGCUGAAGCAAUAUUGUAUAUGGCUAUUCUUGCUUCAAGAGUGAAGAUGUCAAAGACAGGAAUAAAAGCCAGCAAGCUAUUUAAUGAGCCUUCGCUUAGGAAGCAUAACACAGAUCUCUACAAGAUACGAUCCCAACCCAUCACUUCUUGUAAUAAAGUAGUUCAAGUGAAAUCUUGAAAGAAGGUCUCUAGUCUAACUCUUCCCCAAAUUACACAAUUUUUGAAAUUACUUCAUACAACAGUCGAAGAUAAUGAAGGAAUGUUCACUCAGAUGCUUUACUAUCUCAUCAAGAUAAUGAGUAUCGGAUCGGUCCACCUGAACCAUAAAAAUUGGAAACCCUUACUAUUUACCUCAUUUCACCUCUCAGGGAAAUACAUCUAUGAUGCAUGGUACAUGAACAAUGAUUUUGCAGAGGUUUUGAGCCUUUAUGAAUGUACAAGGCUCAAUAGUUAUGAAAGGAAGUUUCUCAGACAGAUUCAGUACCUAUUAUAUUCUCCUCAAGAAGAUAUCUCAUGACUUAAAAAGGAUCCGAUUAAAUACAUAAGGCUUGCAUAUCAUGCCAAGACUUCAAAAUAAUAUCAAAUUUUCCGAAAUUUUACUCAGCCAGCCCCAAACAUAAGAGACUUUAAACUCAAAUACUUAUUCUAAUUUUAAUUGGUGCUU
This is a messenger RNA of Moneuplotes crassus, 1082 nucleotides long. The record is from the annotation of a GenBank genome assembly. Lineage: Eukaryota; Ciliophora; Spirotrichea; Euplotida; Euplotidae.